Gadus chalcogrammus (walleye pollock) is the source of this 2920-nucleotide messenger RNA. RefSeq names its product leucine rich repeat containing 10 (gene lrrc10). Gene Ontology annotation, molecular function: protein binding. The transcript has 2 exons. Lineage: Eukaryota; Metazoa; Chordata; Actinopteri; Gadiformes; Gadidae. The record is from RefSeq and is a predicted model, not a curated record. The coding region runs from base 330 to 1145 and encodes 271 amino acids.
GAGGAGAAAUCUGCCAGUGGUUGCUAUCGCUUGAAAGUCAGCGAAAAGCUCGGAGCAAUAGGGAGUGAGGUGAAUGCACAAGAGAAUAACUACCAAGAGGAUACAUAACAAGGGGAUACAAUACGUAUUCUGCUCAUUGAGUUAGACAAACACAUGGUCUACUUGGAAGAAGCAGAGAAUCAUGGGCAGUUGGAAAGGCAUUAAAGAACAUAUCUUCAGAGAGGUGUUGGAAGACCGUUCCCGGACUUCUUUUAAUAGCCUCAAACAUUUACUUCGGUUGACACUCAUGUAGAGGUGACUGAUGUGUCAUUAGCAUGUAAUUGAGCAGAAUGGGAAAUGCAUUGCGAAGUGUCAUGGCUUUCAUUCCAUCAGAGCGUUGCCAGCGCUUCUUGGUGGGAGACCUAAAAGAAAUGCCAUUUGAUCGGGCUGUGGACCUGAGCAGCCGACAGCUACGGCGGCUCCCUAGUCCUGUGUGUGUCUUUGGGGAGCUGGUAAAGUUGUACCUGAGUGACAACAACCUGAACAGCUUGCCCCCUGAAGUUCAAAGCCUGAGGAAACUCCAACUGCUGGCCCUGGAUUUCAACUGUUUUGAUGAGCUACCUGAAGUUGUUUGCAGGCUAACCCACCUGAAUAUACUCUACCUGGGCAACAACAGGCUCUAUAGACUCCCAAGAGAACUGGAAGACCUUAAGGAGCUUAAUACUCUGUGGCUGGAGACUAACUGCUUCACCCAAUUCCCCCAGGUGGUUUGUGAACUCUCAAAUCUCAAAACGUUGCACCUGGGUUAUAACCAGAUCCGAAGUUUACCUCCGGAACUGGGGGGACUUGGAGAGCUACGCAGCAUAUGGCUCGCUGGGAACCAGCUGAGCGAGUUCCCAUCAGUUCUACUGGAAAUGCAGUUUUUAGCUGUUGUCGACGUGGACAGGAAUAAGAUCCGCUACUUUCCACGUCUGUCUCAUCUACAGGGCUUGAAGCUUGUGAUCUAUGACCACAACCCCUGCGUCAACGCCCCUGUGAUCGCCGAUGGAGCCAGGAGGGUUGGACGCUGGGCGGACAAUUCAGAUGAAGAGGAAGACGAGGAAGACGAGUACAUCCCUAAACUACCGGGUGAAAGGACAGCAGAGCUUGAGGAAGGACAAACAUGAGGGAUAGAGAACACUGAUAAGGCAGAAGAAACUCCUGACCACCAGCUCUGGCAACGCUCAGAACUGCAUGUUCAAGGCAACCCCUCAAGUGCUAAAGUGGAUUACUGUUUGGAGAAUGGCCAGUUUAUUCUGCAUGAGCAAUACAAGCGCUCUUAGAAUAUGGGAAAAGAUAAUGGUAUUAUUUUGUAAUGAAACCUGGAAUUAGGGAGUGCAGUAGCUCAGUGGGUAGAGCCUUAGAACAGUAUAUGCUGUUUUGAUGUCCUUGAGCAGAAAACUUAACCAUCUAACUACUCAUAACAUGGCCUGGCUGUAGCAGGCCACAUGCAUGUCUGGCUUUGGUGUCUCUGUGCUUUUUGAAGGAAAUAUGUUGAUGCUUCUAUGCUAUUAAUAGUGUGCAGUGUCUAGUUAAUUGUUUAUAGAUCCAUUUUUUAAAUGUUCACCACUUUCUGACGAUAGCUUAAAUUACAUUUGUCAAUUUGAAACAGAAAUGAUUGAUAUUGUGGAUAGACAAUAGGCACGACCAGCCGAGAUACUAUAAAAUAUAUUAAGUAUACUAAUAUAAUGAAAUGUAUAUCAUACAAACCUGUAUACACAUCUAACAAAUAUCUAUUAUAUUGACUUCAACUCGUGAGUUAUUUUUGUUCGAUUUAAAUUUUUCUUGGUGUGAUCAAAUGUCAGCACAAAGGCUAAGUACAGGGAUAUAUUUAUUACAUUCAAGUGAUGGCUGAGUUCCUCCAUGCUGCUCCUCAUUCAGACCAAUGCAUAAUUGAUUUGAUAGAUUGCAGUCAUGGCUUUAAAUAAAACUGCUAAUAGGUUCUGUAAAAGGAUAUAAGGCUCAAUUGAAUUAUUACACCUAUAAAUAUAAGAGUGUAUUUGUUACAAGUAGAAGAAGUAGGUUGUACAAAAAAGGUGUUGAUUAUUGUUUGUGGACAAAUGCUGAUUAUGAAUAUUUCCCAUGGCCAUGGGAAAAUAAAAAUGUGAAGUCAUCCAUUUAACCUGAAGAUAUGGUCUUCCCAAAAUAAAUCAAAAAUACAUGCAUCGACAGAAUUGUUGUAAUGCUUUUAAAGUAAUGCAGUAAAUAGGAGAAAAACAAUUCUAGAAAUUCUAGCCACAUAUUGAUGCUAUUGGAAAACUAGCACUUUGUCAAAAAAAGAAAAGGUAAAAGGAUUUAUGUUAGUAUAUGCUUUUAUUAUGGAACAGAGAAUAAACAACAUUUAUAUUUUUAUGAGAUGCGCACACAUUGACAAUCGCAUUUUGCAGCAACAAUAGCAGUGUUAAUAUACUACCUAACAACGUCUUUGGCCUUUCCAUUUCCCCCACAUCCUUCAAUGAACAAAACCUAUUAUCUAUGAACAAAAGCUCUUUAUGCAUUCUUCAGAAACUGACAUCCCAAACUUAUUUUACUUUGUUAUUUAACAUUGUAUUACUGUACUUAACAAUACCUUGCCCUACAUUCUCCAUCUGCAUCCAAACAAAGGACAACAAAAUAUGUGCGUAAGAAACCAAACUUCCAUAGCCAAGUUAACCCUGUAACAGCAAAGUAAAGAAAGCAAGUUGGUAAAACAUUUAUCAAGCAUCCACCAUGUUUAGGUUUGACAUUUCAAGAAAUAUACCAGUAAUACCGGAUACCCUAGUCAGUGUACCACAGGUAUUGUAUGGUAUGGGAAAAGUACACAUGAUAUACCUCAUAGCUGUAUUCCCUCAAAUACCUAUUAUAGGAAAGGCCUCAAAUCCUAAUGAAAGACUCAAUGAUAGACAUAAUAUGACAUUUCUAA